Dreissena polymorpha is the source of this 2475-nucleotide messenger RNA. RefSeq names its product low-density lipoprotein receptor-related protein 8-like. Lineage: Eukaryota; Metazoa; Mollusca; Bivalvia; Myida; Dreissenidae. The transcript is spliced from 10 exons. Gene Ontology annotation, cellular component: plasma membrane. The record is from RefSeq and is a predicted model, not a curated record. Gene Ontology annotation, molecular function: protein binding. The coding region runs from base 144 to 1193 and encodes 349 amino acids.
UAUAACAGCUAAUCGGCGUGUACCCUUAAUAUGGGUUAUCCUUCCUCUUAAGCGCAGGUACAAAUAUAAAUAAGCGAUAACAGGUGCAAAAGGAGUCAAACUAUUAUGGAAAUGGUUAUGAUUUCAUAUUUUUGACGGACGAAAUGCCACACGAAAUCGACGUGAUUUACGCAACUCUGUUCUGUACAUUUCUGGUUACUGUUACUGGCGUGGUGCCCAGCUGCAAUGAGAUUUCAAACAGCACAAUACAAGUUGCCCGGAUGUGUCACAACAGCGUCGUGGUCGGUACGAAGGUCUAUAUCGAGGCCGACGACGCCGGCAACACCACUCUGUCGUCGGGAGUUUCGUGCACGUGCACUGUGACCACGCAGGUCGGCAAACAGAUGGAGGUCAAGUUGAAGUUCAAUGGAACCUCAAACCAAAUAUGCGGCACCACCAUAGAGUUCACAGGUCUGGGCCUAAGUGACGGGCCUGAAUCACACUCUUGUAAUGACACAACUUUCAUCGUAAACACGCACAAAAACAGCACCAUGAACUUGGAACUACGGAAAACACAGGCACCACACCUGUCUGCCUACUGCAUAUCGUUAGAGUUGCACUACUGUAGGGAAUAUGAAUUCCAGUGCAACAGUGGAGAAUGUAUACCGUUUAAUGACACGUGUGAUGUCAAUCCGGAUUGUCGAGAUCAUUCCGACGAGAACUGUACUAACGGAAUUGUUCAUUGUAUCGAGGGACUGAUUCCAUGCCCGAGUGGAAAGGGCUGUAUGGGAUCUGCGGGUAGAUGCAACAAUCAAACCGAUUGCUGGGAUGAAUCUGACGAAGUAAACUGUACUUCAGCGGUUGGUGUGAAGAAUGCUGAAGAACCCGGUCAACAUGAGCAGUCGACUCCUCUCAUCACAGUCACGUGCACUGAAAGCAAAUUUGAAGCUCAAACGACAACCGCCCCUACAACAACCACAAUCGGUGCGCCAACAACAGCACCUUCAACUACAACCGGUCCAACUGAAACGAUUACCGGCAACACGGACGCGUCAUUUUCUUCUCCAGACCAAACUCUGCUGGUGAUAUUUGCUGUCGUGGUGUGCAUAUGCGUGUCGGCACUCGUCGCGCUCUGUGCCUGUUCAAAGAAAAUUGAAGACAAAAAUAAGAAACGUGAUAAAAGCAAGGUGGACAAGUUUGGUCGACCGUUAUAGAUGAACGAAGCAAUACACGUUACUUAUCUUACAACCUCUUCUUAUACUAUACUUAAUAUUUAUUCUUCUUAGUCACGGCAACCCAAGUUUAACCUUCGACAUUGUCUCUCAAAAGUGUUACAGUUUUAAAGUAUAAGAUAACAAGUUAUAAAGACAGUCUGCAUACGAACUGACUACAAAGCCGAUGUUUCAAACGAUAAAGAGAGAAUAUUCUAAUCCUAUUACAAUCAUUACUGUCCACGAAUAGUCAACAUUAGCACAUAUUCCAUAUGACACGUACUAAACUGCAUAUUGUAUAUACUUUUUACCAAAUAUAUAUUAUGCAUAAUAUAAAUAGAUUAUUUGUGAUUUAGAAGUUUUUCAAACGCGGAUGUACAGUUUUAAUAUAAUAUGCUGCUAAUUUUAACUUUUUUAUAAUUGGGUUUGUGGGAUCAUUAAUUAUGUCAAGUGAAUUCGCAUUAAAAGUAAAAUAAACAUUUAAGUAGGAAUUUUAGUAGGAUUUUUGUGCAUUUAGGCAUGUGUAUAACACAAGUAUACCAUUUGCAAAAUGGUAUAAAACCAAAAACAAAUUCAAAAAGAUAAAAUAUUAUCCCUACUCGUGAUGUGAACCAUAGACCUUCGAGGAAUGCACCGAUUCGUAACCAACGGGUCAUCUAGUGAACGUACAUUAUACACAGUCGGACUAUGCAGCCUGAUUGCGAGAUUGCGAAGUAUAUAUCGUGUUAUCGUAUCGUGAUCCCGAGUUUUCGCAUCGUGCUGUCGUAUUCUCGUAUCGUGAUUUCUAUCCUCAGCAUCGUGUUCUCGCCCCACAGAGAUCGACAACGCGAAAUGAGCAGUCCUGACGAACACCGUAUGAAGGUGCCGUGGUGACACAUCUUUGUACGCUCAGCGAAGAAUUCCCUGAAACUAUGUACAAUCCAAGCGAACACGUGGAACAUAUGUAACUAUAAAUAAUCCAGAGCGUCGUGUGGUGCCUUAAAGCAAAGAAGACUAGUUAUGGCAAAAUUACCAAAUAAAAAGUACGACACGUUUGAUAGCCAAUGCUGAUUCAACAGUACCAUGGGUCUUUGAAAUAAAACCUUUACUAGCAAUACAUGUACCUAAUGUGUGAUGGCAUUACUAUUAUGAGUGAAACACCCACAUCAUAUAGUUGUAUUAUUAAUUCACUGUUACCGGUAUAUCGUUUUUGCUUAGGGUCGGGCGUAUCCAAUGUCUGCACUUGUUUAUGCAGCUUGGUUGCUAUUGCGCUUGUAUUAAAUUUACGUUGUGCUUGGCCAUGUGA